Molecule: messenger RNA, 1185 nt
Organism: Cordyceps militaris CM01
Lineage: Eukaryota; Fungi; Ascomycota; Sordariomycetes; Hypocreales; Cordycipitaceae
Product: endochitinase 1 precursor
Exons: 3
Coding region: 1-1185 (394 amino acids)
Biological process (GO): chitin catabolic process; carbohydrate metabolic process
Cellular component (GO): extracellular region
Molecular function (GO): chitin binding; chitinase activity
Source: RefSeq, a predicted model, not a curated record
AUGAGUUAUCGAUCCGUAGCCUACUACGUCAACUGGGCCAUAUAUGCGCGCAAGCAUUUCCCGCAGGACCUCCCAGUCGAGAAAUUAACUCAUGUCUUGUAUUCUUUUGCAAAUGUUCGAAGCGAAAAUGGCGAGGUCUUCAUGACCGAUGGCUGGGCGGAUACUGACAUUCAUUGGGAUGGAGACUCGUGGAAUGACACGGGUAAAAACAUUUAUGGCUGCCUCAAACAGCUGAAUAUUCUAAAGAAACACAACCGAAACUUCAAGGUGCUGCUAUCCAUUGGUGGCUGGACAUAUAGCUCCAACUUCCCCGCACCGGCGAGCACCCCAGUAGGCCGGGAUACAUUCGCCAAAUCAUGCGUCAAACUCGUCAGCAACCUUGGUUUUGAUGGCAUCGAUAUUGAUUGGGAGUACCCCAAGACUGCAGAAGAGGCCGGCCACUUUGUUGCGCUACUUGCUGAGGUCCGCAAGCAACUGGACGAGUACUCUGCAAGAGCCGCGGACAAUUAUCAUUUUGAGCUCUCCGUGGCCUGCCCAGCCGGCCCCGACAACUUCCAGAAGCUCGACAUCCCGGGUAUGGAUGCACACUUGGACUUUUGGAACCUGAUGGCGUACGACUAUGCUGGUUCUUGGGAUCAAAUCAGUGGACAUCAGGCAAACCUCUACCCUUGCAAGGACCUUCCCGCUUGCACGCCGUUUUCCACUGUGGCAGCGGUUGAUUAUUAUACUCAAAAUGGCGUUGCGCCUGACAAGUUAGUCCUUGGUAUGCCGUUGUAUGGCCGCGCGUUUGAAAACUGUGACGGUAUUGGCCAACCAUUCCAAGGCGUCGGUCAGGGCACCUGGGAGCAAGGCGUGUACGACUACAAAAAGCUUCCUCUGGAGGGAGCAGAGGAGCACAAAGAUGAUGAUUCUGCUGCCACGUACUGCCACAAUUCCGGGUCGCGUACCCUCGUCACAUACGACACUCCGGAGCUCGCAAAGAUCAAAGCCAAGUUCAUCAAGGAGCGCGGGCUGGGUGGUGGUAUGUGGUGGGAAAGCAGCGCUGACAAGACAGGUGAUGACUCACUAAUCAAGACUGUCUUUGACGAGCUUGGCGGUCCUGAGGCGCUCAAACGGCAGGAGAAUUGCAUCUCCUAUCCUGAAACUGAGUAUGAUAACUUGAGGGGUGGAUUGCCGGACAACUAA